Molecule: messenger RNA, 683 nt
Organism: Lycium ferocissimum
Lineage: Eukaryota; Viridiplantae; Streptophyta; Magnoliopsida; Solanales; Solanaceae
Product: heat shock cognate 70 kDa protein 2-like
Exons: 1
Coding region: 229-474 (81 amino acids)
Biological process (GO): protein refolding; cellular response to unfolded protein
Cellular component (GO): cytoplasm
Molecular function (GO): ATP binding; ATP hydrolysis activity; heat shock protein binding
Source: RefSeq, a predicted model, not a curated record
UCUCUCUCUUUGUUCCCUCUCCUUACCACUUUGUUCAAAAAUUUAAAAGAAAGAACAAGAAGGACAUCACUGGUAACCCAAGAGCUCUUAGAAGAUUGAGGACAGCAUGUGAAAGGGUGAAAAAAACUCUUUCCUCCACUGCCCAGAACAACAAUUGAAAUCGAUUCCCUAUAUGAGGGAGUUGACUUCUAUACGCCCAUUACUCAUGCCAGAUUUGAGGAGUUGAACAUGGAUCUUUUCAGGAAGUGUAUGGAGCCCGUUGAGAAAUGUUUGAGGGAUGCCAAGGUGGACAAGAGCACUGUACAUGAUGUUGUUCUUGUUGGUGGAUCUACUCGAAUUCCCAAGGUUCAACAGCUGUUGCAAGAUUUCUUUAACGGGAAAGAGCUUUACAUCAACCCAGAUAAAGCUGUUGCCUAUGGUGCUGCCGUGAAAGCUGCCAUUCCUCCGCCGCCCAAAGAGAGAAUGAAGAGCUAAAACAUGUUUUAUUACAUUGUUAAUAGUUCCUUUGAAUUGUAUUUCAAUCUAUUCAUCUUUUUUUGGUGUAAAUAAAGUGAAUGUUCCAAAUAUAGAGCCUAAUUUUACUCCACUUUGUUUUCACGAUUUUUAUAUUUUGUUGUAUUUCAAUGUAUUCAUCCUUUUUUGUUGUAAAUAUAGUGAAUGUUCCAAAUAUAAAGCCUGUUUUU